AUGCUCUUCGCUGUCACUCUCACUCUUGCCGCUGCGGCUGCCGUUUCGGCAUCGCCACUUGAGCCUAGGGCCAAGACGGCCGUUCUCCCCUUGAAGCACGUCGUCAAGGCAAGUUCGAUCAAGGCCAUCGUCCAGAAAGGCCAGGCCCGCAUUCGCAAGGUCAACGGAGAGGUCAGCGCCUCUGUUCACGUCGAUGCCAUCAGCUCUGGCUCUGUGACUAACGAGGAUGUCUCCUACGUCGCGCCUGUCGUGAUUGGAGGCAAGACCUGGAACCUCAUCGUCGAUACUGGAUCUUCAAACACUUGGUGCGGUGCUCAAACCUCGUGCGAGCCAACAUCGACUGGCAAGUCUACAGGUGGCUCUGUCAGCGUCUCUUACGGCUCUGGUUCAUUCUCUGGCACUGAGUACAAGGACAAAGUCAGCUUUGGCGGUCUCAGUGUCGCAGCACAGUCGAUUGGUGCUGCCAGUAGUGCUAGCGGCUUCUCAGGUGUAGAUGGCAUCAUCGGCUUUGGUCCCGUUGAUCUCACUUCGGGCACUGUCUCGAACGUCAACACCGUUCCAACCUUUAUGGACAAUCUCUAUAGCCAAGGCUCAAUCUCAUCCGAGGUACUGGGCGUUUCCUUCCGACCAGAGUCCGGUAGCGAUGAUAGUGACACCAAUGGAGAGUUGACCCUUGGUGGUGUCGACAGCUCCAAGUACUCCGGUUCCAUCACCUACUUCCCAACCCUUACUAGUGGCACAGCUUCUAACUACUGGGGUAUCUCCGUUUCUGGCUUUACCUAUGGAUCUACAACCCUUGCUACCUCCGGCAAUGGCAUUGUCGACACCGGCACUACGCUUAUCUACAUCCCUACUAGUGCCUACAACAAGUUCCUGUCUGCCGCUGGUGGUUCGACUGACAGCUCAUCCGGCCUUGCUGCAUUCACUAAGAAACCUACCGCCAACUUUGGUAUCAAGUUUGGGUCAACAACUUACACCCUCACGCCCGCACAGUACUUGAUUCCUACUGCUCAGUACACUAACUUCGGUUUGAGCUCUGGUAAGUACUACGCCUGGAUCUUCGACGGAGGCUCCUCUGGUGUCAACACCAUCAUCGGACAGAAGUUUCUCGAGAACUAUUACUCCGUAUACGAUACCACCAACUCCCGUAUUGGUUUCGCUACAGCUGUCUAA
Fusarium oxysporum Fo47 is the source of this 1173-nucleotide messenger RNA. RefSeq names its product aspartic peptidase domain-containing protein. Lineage: Eukaryota; Fungi; Ascomycota; Sordariomycetes; Hypocreales; Nectriaceae. The record is from RefSeq and is a predicted model, not a curated record. The transcript has 2 exons. Gene Ontology annotation, biological process: proteolysis. The coding region runs from base 1 to 1173 and encodes 390 amino acids. Gene Ontology annotation, molecular function: aspartic-type endopeptidase activity.